This is a messenger RNA of Morone saxatilis (striped sea-bass), 441 nucleotides long. RefSeq names its product ribosomal protein L23a (gene rpl23a). NCBI's taxonomy places the organism in Eukaryota, Metazoa, Chordata, Actinopteri, Moronidae. The record is from RefSeq and is a predicted model, not a curated record. Gene Ontology annotation, cellular component: ribosome; cytosolic large ribosomal subunit. Gene Ontology annotation, molecular function: structural constituent of ribosome; rRNA binding. Gene Ontology annotation, biological process: translation; ribosomal large subunit assembly.
UGAGAUCUCGCCCAUGCAUUAUACUGCAGGAAACCCCGUCCAGUCUUCCUUUCUCAACAUGGCACCGAAGGUGAAGAAGGAAGUUGUCCCUGCCAAGACUGAGGCCAAGUCAAAGGCUCUCAAGGCUAAGAAGGCCGUGCUCAAGGGCGUACACAGCCAGAGGAAGAAGAAAAUCAGGACUUCUCCCACCUUCCGUCGCCCUAAGACCCUCCGUCUCCGCAGACAGCCCAAGUAUCCUCGCAAGAGUGCUCCUCGCAGGAACAAGUUGGAUCACUAUGCCAUCAUCAAGUUCCCCUUGACAACAGAGUCCGCCAUGAAGAAGAUCGAGGACAACAACACACUUGUGUUCAUUGUUGACGUCAAGGCAAACAAACACCAGAUCAAGCACGCUGUCAAGAAGCUGUACGACAUCGACGUCGCCAAAGUCAACACACUCAUCAG